Molecule: messenger RNA, 2661 nt
Organism: Benincasa hispida (wax gourd)
Lineage: Eukaryota; Viridiplantae; Streptophyta; Magnoliopsida; Cucurbitales; Cucurbitaceae
Source: RefSeq, a predicted model, not a curated record
AUGAAUAAGUCAUAUACAGAAGCAAAGGGCAUAUUGGAUUAUAUAUCGCGACAUUCUGAUGAAUGGAUUGAUAAUGGGCUUGAGGUAAGAUGUCUAGAACCAGAAAGAGUAGAGAGGGCCAAUGUGCCAACAGACACAAUGAGCGCAUUGAUCGAGCAAAUGACCACGAUGACAUCGCUCCUCCAGACGGUGGCUAAUCAGUGGAAAACUCUCUCCCAGGGAGUAGCGCAAGUUAAUGCGGUGACUCAUAUGACUGUUAUAGAUUACACUCAAUGGGGAGAAGUACAUCCAGCAGACGUUUGCCCAUGGGAUCAACAACCCGUAUAUGCUAUUUAUGAUAAAUCAUGGGGCAACAACCAUAACCAUGAUUGGGGGAAUCACCCUUUGGGUACACAGCCAUGCGACCAACUGUUUGCAUAUAAUAUCUCUUGCAGUACCUUGUCUCUGGAAACAUCACUGAAGCAUUACAUUGAACAGAGCGAGGCAAUGAGACAGUCGCAAGCUGGAUCUCUCAAAGAAUUAGAAGACCAAAUAGAUCAGCUUACAAGAGAAUUAAAGAAGAAAACGCCUGGUACAUCACAAGGAAGUUCAGGAAUAUUGGGGUCAAAAGGUAAAGAACAAUGUCAUGUCGUGACAUUACGGAGCGGCAGAACAACAGCCCCAAUUGCGCCAAAGGUACCAGAUGCGGUAUCAGUACCUGCUAAGUUAACUAUUGAUGAUGACCAAAAGGGAGAAUUGACCAUCCGGGUUGAUGAUCAAGAGGUAAAGUUCAACGUACUCAAUGCGUUGAAAUAUCCAAGAGCUAUAGAAAACUACCAAUACAUCGAGGAACUCCAGGGAGAACAACUAAACGAAACCCUUAAAGAAAUAGAGGAGGAAGAUUUUGAAGACGGCACAUUAGUGGAGGAAGAUUGCGCCAUAAUUCAUGCUAAAUCUAAUUUCAAACCAUUCAAGUUAUCUGAACGGACUUCGCAGUGUAUUAAGCCAUCAUUAGAAGAGCCUUCUGUGUUAAAGUUAAAGCCGUUGCCAAUACAUUUAAAGUAUGCUUACUUAGGAAGUAACGACACGUUACCUGUUAUCAUCUCUGCAUCACUAAGUAAGGAGAAAGAAAAUGCUCUCAUACGGAUCCUGAGAAACAACGCAAAAGCCUUAGGAUGGUCCUUGGCAGAUAUUAGAGGAAUCAACCCCUCGUAUCGCAUUCAUAAGAUUCGUCUGAAGGAAGGAAAGAAUGGAUCAGUAGAAAGGCAGUGUCGCUUAAACCCUGCCAUGAAGGAGGUUGUAAAGAAAGAAAUAGUGAAGUGGCUGGACGCCAGUGUCAUCUACCCAAUAUCCGAUAGCAGCUGGGUAAGCCCAGUGCAUUGUGUUCCAGAGAAGGGGGUGACAGUCAUCACCAAUGACAAGAAUGAAUUAGUUCCCACAAGGACAACUACAGGGUGGAGAAUAUGCAUGGACUAUCGCAAGCUAAAUUUGGCCACUAAAAAGGACCACUUUCCACUCCCAUUCAUUGACCAAAUGUUGGACAGACUUGCGGGGAACAAAUUUUUCUGCUUUCUUGAUGGCUAUUCAGGGUAUAACCAAAUAGUAAUUGCACCGAAGGAUCAGGACAAGACAACCUUCACAUGCCCAUUUGGUACGUUCACAUUCCAACGCAUGCCAUUUGGACUCUGUAAUGUACCAGGCACUUUUCAACGAUGCAUGAUGGCAAUAUUUUCGGAUUACUUUGAGGAGUCAGUCAAAGUUUUCAUGGAUGAUUUCUCAGUUUUCGGAAGUAACUAUAACUCCUGUUUGACCAACCUUAAAAAAGUCUUGAAAAGAUGCGUAGAAACAAAUCUUGUACUGAAUUGGGAAAAAUGCCACUUCAUGGUGGAGGAAGGAAUAGUUCUGGGUCAUAAAAUCUCCAAGGCAGGAUUGGAAGUUGAUCAAGCAAAAAUCGACGCAAUUUUCAAAUUACCCCUACCAGUGAAUGUAAAGACACUAAGGAGCUUUCUGGGUCACGCGGGAUUUUAUAGAAGAUUUAUUCGCAACUUCUCUCAGAUCGUAAAACCCCUUAGUGCACUUCUCGAAGUUGAUCGCGAGUAUAAGUUUGAUGUUGCCUGCACUAAAGCAUUUAACACAUUAAAAGAUGCACUUAUCUCUGCUCCAAUUUUGGUUGCCCCAGAUUGGACGCAACCCUUUGCAUUGACGUAUGAUACCAGCGGAUAUACUGUGGGCACAGUUUUGAGUCAGCGUCGGGAGAAGGUUUUGCAUCCCAUUUAUUAUGCGAGUAAAACAUUGAACGACGAGCAAGAGAACUAGACCAUAGAGAAAGAAAUGCUCGUAGUGGUAUUUGCACUGGAGAAGUUUCGACAGUACCUGAUCGGGACAAAUGUGAUGGUGUAUACAGAUCACUCUGCAAUUAAGUAUCUAAUGACGAAGAAGGAUGCAACAAGAUUGAUACGGUGGGUGCUGCUCCUACAAGAGUUUGACCUGAAAAUUAAAGAUAGGAAGAGCACCAAGAACCAAGUCGCAGAUCAUUUGUCAAGACUAGAAAAUGGCAAGGUUCAAGGGAUAGAAAAAGAUAUUGAGGAAAGAUUCCCCGAUGAGCUGCUGAUGGCAGUAGGCGUUAAUGUCCCUGGUAUGCGGACAUGUAAACUUUAUAGUUUGCGGUCAAUUACCGGAUGA